This is a messenger RNA of Diaporthe citri, 2715 nucleotides long. RefSeq lists its product as uncharacterized. The transcript has a single exon. Gene Ontology annotation, biological process: cytoplasmic microtubule organization; cytoskeleton-dependent intracellular transport. The record is from RefSeq and is a predicted model, not a curated record. Gene Ontology annotation, molecular function: dynein light intermediate chain binding; microtubule binding. The coding region runs from base 1 to 2715 and encodes 904 amino acids. NCBI's taxonomy places the organism in Eukaryota, Fungi, Ascomycota, Sordariomycetes, Diaporthales, Diaporthaceae. Gene Ontology annotation, cellular component: cytoplasm; centrosome.
AUGCCGCUCGGUCCAGCCGCGCAGGGCGCGCUGCUAAAAUGGGUCAACGCCUUCGCAGACGAGGGGCAAUCCGCCCAGUCCAUUGACGACCUCGCCGAUGGCUUCGUGCUGGGCCAGGUGCUCCACGGCCUCGACCCCACAUACGACACAUCUGAACUCGACGAGAACAUGGGCAGCUCCAAGUGGCUCACCCAGAAGCGCAACCUGCAAUCUGUCUACAAGGGCCUCUUCAAGUACAUGCGCCGCGAAGCUCCCGACUGUCUGCCUCUGGCCCAGGUCGCCGACUUCCGCGCAGUCGCAGAGAAACCGGACGCCGACGGUCUCGCUCAGGUAUCUUCCCCCAAACAGGAACACCGGGCCAUAAAGCCCGAGAAGUGUGAGGAGAAACUAACCACAAUUGCAAUCAAGCUCGCUGCCGUCCUCCUCGCUACUGCUGCCAUGGGCCCGAACAAAACCAUACAAGCGAGAGCCAUCAUGAAGGUGCAGACCGACUUGGAUGCUGUAGAACAGAACGAGAUACGGCGAAUACUGCAGCAGAAGCAGAAGCAAAUGCUCGAGCUAGCCGCCAAGGCCAAGGAGGAGGAGGCGGCAGGCGAUCGGGAUGCCGACCUGGAACACGAGGAGCAGCUUGCCAAACUUGGAGAGUCUCUGGAGCAGAAGGUGCACGAGCUGGACCUCGCAACAAAAAAAUAUGCCGACCUUAACUCCCGCCACAACUACCUCCAAGAAAACCACGUUGAGAUCAAGGCCAAGCUCGCCGAGGUCGAGACCGAGCUGGCCGACCUGCGCAAGCUCCACGGCGCCGACGAGUCGCAGAGGGUCCAGGUGCUUCAGACCAAGAUCGAGGAACAGAGUGCGCUCAUUGCAUCUCAGGAGGAGGAUCUCGAAAACUUCAAACGGACGCAACAGCGCCUGGAGGUUGACCUCGAACGAUACAGGGCGAGCAGCGAGGAGGGUCAGGAGUACAAGGACAAAUAUGACGAGCUGCGCCAUCAAACGCAGGAGCUGGAGAAAAAGGCCAAUGCCGCUGACCGAUACAAGCAGAAGCUUGCCGACAACCGGAAUUUUGAGAAAGAGAUCGCAGGCCUCAAGUUCGAGCUGGACUCCCGAAAGACGCUGGAGGAAGAGCUAAAGAGAGCCAAGUUCGAACGCGAUCGGCUGCAGACAAGCGAGAAGGAAACGAUUGCUACCAUGACCACGAUCGAGCAAGACAUCAACGCCGAGCGUGACCAGAAAGAACAGUACAGGCUGUUGUAUGAGGAGGUCAGAACCGAGUACGAACAGCUUAGGCUUCAGAAUGCCGUGGUAGAGAAGUAUAUGGAGGACCUGAAGGAGCAACUGGCCGGGGCCGGAGAGGUACCGAGGGCCCCCUCGCCUGCGUCUCAGACUGGGGAGAGCAGCAACCUCGAGCGCGAGCUUCAGCAGACGACAAAUGACUUCUCAAAGGUCAAGUUACUCGAGGCCGAGAUCGAAGUUCUCAAGCAUGGUGCGGCCGCUGGCUCACAGGUCGACGACCUCCGGCGAGAGCUGGAUCGCGCGAAGGCCGAACGUGAUAUCGCGACGUCUAAAUAUACCUCGAUCCUCGAGAAGCACGGAGUUGCUCAGGAGCAGAUCGAUGCCCUCAUUGCAAACAUGACCGGCGAAGGGUUAGUCAAUGGCAUCGAUGAAGCUCUGAAAUGUGGUCCGCUCGGCACGCUUACAUCUGACUACAACAGGCAUGUGGCGUACAACAGCAUCCGAGAACAACUGGCCCAAGCCACCAGAGAGGUCAACGAGCUUAAGGUGCAAAUCCGCAAGCUUGAAGAGCAAGCCAAGGACAAGGACCGCGAGAACCUCUCCAUGAAGACCGACCGUGCGUUGACCGAGGACCCUGAUUACGAUCUUGGGGAGCAGAACGCUGACGUUGACGAUGACUCCACAGUGGAUGCGGUCGGCUCCGACCGUCUCGAUGCCCUUGAGAGACUCAAGCAGUCUGACCAACUAAUUGCAGCGUCUCUCAGAUCCGAACUCGAGUCGAUGCGCGAAAAGUACAACAGCCUCGAGAUCGAGAACAACCUGCACAAGUCGCAGCUUCUCGACGCCCUCGUUGCCAAGGAGAAGCUCUCCAAGGAGAGGGAGCUGGAAGGCCCGCCCGCCAACGUGGCGCCCGAGGGUGUCAGCCAGGCCGACCUGGACGACAGGGUCAAGGACUACAAGUCCAAGACCGAGAAGCUCAGGGAUCGCGUCAAGCUCCAGAAAGAGGCAAGUCUUUUGAAACCUCCCAAACCGUUCGACCCGUUGGCUACCGUGACUUCUAUUCGGACCGACCCAGGUCCCGGGAGGAAUUCUUGGGAGUCUUCGGCCACAUUGCCCUCGGCACGUUUACCGAUGACUCCAAUUCUUGGCUCCAUUGUGGAAGGUGAGCCAAGUGGCCAACCCUUCCCAAUGCAUGACCGGGCUGAGGAGGAUGGCGAGCCAAGUACUGUGCAGGCGCCUGUGCCAUCAAUUCCUCCCCCUGAAGAGAAUGACAGGUCAAGCACUGUCCAGGCACCUGCGCUAGCAGUUCCUCCACCAGUGGCGAGCAGGCGGUCUCUUGACUCUAGUAGCUAUCGGAGCCCAUCUGAUCCUCAGCUGCUACGACGUGUGACGCCUCCGCCAGAGGACCUGGCCUGGCAGAGGACCCAGAAGAGGAAGAAGAGCGGCGGCUGGCUCUCUCGCUUCAAGAAGUCCAAGUAG